This is a messenger RNA of Pseudo-nitzschia multistriata, 4072 nucleotides long. Lineage: Eukaryota; Bacillariophyta; Bacillariophyceae; Bacillariales; Bacillariaceae. The record is from the annotation of a GenBank genome assembly.
AGAAACAACUGUUUGCGGUGGUCCUCAAAGAGUCAAAGACAGACACAAAACACUGUCUAGCAACCAUCCGAACUAGAGAAGAAGGACCAUUUAGAACCUCUUACAUCGCACGGUGCAACAGUACUCUAACCUACCACUGAAUGAUGAUGCAAUAGAGGGAUAUUUAAACACUUCCGUCCACUCUACCGCAGCAGCCAGCUACCGACCACCGCAAUCGCAAUUUUGAUUGUCGCCGUGAAAAGAACAAUGUCAUCGCAGUCAGAAUGUCCAACUCCCCGUGUGAGACUCACGCGGCUUCCGGAAUCGGUCUCCAGCGUCGUGGAUUGCGUCAGGCACGAAAUCGGGGUCAUCGAACGCCAGCUAGAAGAAUGCUACGAAAACGACAACAAAAACAAAAACACCAACAACAUCGAAAACAAAGAGAACMAAAACAAAAACGACAACAUACAAACCGAGUCGCUCGAAGAUGCCAUCGACGAUGGAUUCAUGUGCGUCGAUUUGAGGGUCCUAGAACGAAAGCUAAGAGCCUGGCACCGCUUGUUUUCUCCGGCGUUUUGCAACAGCAAGAAUCGAAGCGGGCACGACUACACCGUGACGCCCUUCUUCGCCAUCAAGUGCAACCCCGAUCCCGUAGUAGUCCAGUGGUUAUCCCGGACCGCGUCCCUCUGGAACCUUCCGCUGGGGUUCGACUGCGCCUCGAUCGCCGAACUAGAGCUGGCCAAGGCGCAGAUCGAAGCGUACAAGCUGAACGAAACAACCGGCAGAAACGGCAGCGUUCCCACCACCCGGAUCGUCUAUGCGAAUCCACAGCGGGCCGAAGCGGAUUUGAUGCGGGCGCUCGAGUUGUUUGCAACGAAGGUCCCGCUGGAGCCGGAUUCAUCGGCCCCUGCAGCGACAACAACGACAACAGCAGAAGAGUUGUGGUUGACACUGGACGGAAUCGAAGAGGUGUACAAGAUUGCAAUCGCCCGGGAACAAUUCCUGGAGAAACACGACCCUAGUAAAGCCACCAACGGAACCAAACACUGUAGGGUCGUCAUGCCUAGGAUCCGCAUCGUCCUGAGGAUCUGGGUCCCCGACGGACACUCCCAGGUCCCCCUGGGCGAAAAGUUUGGAAUGCGCCUGGACGAGAUCGAUAUCCUGGUGGGGGCCUGCCUGGAGGCCGGAAUCGACCACUCGGACAUCAUCGGGAUUUCUUUCCACUGUGGCUCGGGCUGCGAGUCGGUGGAAACCUACCUCGAGGCGCUGGAAAUGGGCCGCACCGCAAUGAAAGCCAUCGACCAAAACCUGGCGGUCGUUUCGACGCAAUCGUCUGAGCUUCCACCGCCACGCUGCUGGCUGCUUGAUAUUGGCGGGGGCUUUCCGGGCCUAGACGGCUUGGACGGAGAUGUUGGAAGGUUUGCUGUGGGGGACGCCGCGGAAGUUACUUGCACCGAGAUUCCGGCGGGGGAGGUAACGGGGCAUCCCGGCAAAGAAUCCGCACCACAAACCACCGUUGCUGACAUUGCAAUGGCCGUUCGCCCGGUCAUGCGAUCAUUGGACAGUGAAACCCACAGCAACGAUCACGAAACGAAUCCACACCUGACGCUCAUCGCCGAACCGGGGCGGUAUUUUGUCGAAGGAGCCUUUGCCCUUGCCAGCCGGAUCUAUCAAAAGCAGCUAUUGUCACGACCGAUCGACGACGAAGUCAACACGGAGGAUGAGAACAAGGGCGACAAAAACAUUCGUGUGUACCGAAUUCCACACGGAGUCCAAGGAGUCUUCAAGGAUGUCCUGCUGUGCGGGGAGUCUUUCGUGCCACAGCCACUCCAAACCGAGGCAGGAGAAGGCCAGGAGCACAAGCUCUAUCCGUCCAGGGUGGUGGGUCCGUCGGGAGACGAUUCCGAAGACGUGGUUUGCGACUCGUGCCUCCUGCCCGAACUCAAGGUGGACGAUUGGCUCGUCUUUGACCGAAUGGGUGCCUACACACUCUCGAUUGCAUCGAGGGCGGGCCGGCCGGUGAUGCGGUACGUCCUGGGGGGCGACGGGGACACACCACCACAGGCAGAAAACCCCGAUCCAAAGGCGUUCUGGUGAUCGGCCACUGCAUCCAACGAGUCAAGAAAAAGGCCAUCGGUCAAGCAAAGAACAUCCCACAAAAUCGGAUACCGGAGUGUUUAACACACUAAGAAAAUCUCGGAAAUAAGAAUUGGAAAAUCAUGAUUUUAUUUUAAAAAUGAAAGCACUGUAAAUGUUUAGUGCGUGCGGAUGGGUCAAGAGUAUGCGUUWGGGUCGCAAGAUWACUCGUCCAUUGAACCAUGCGUUGUCGUUAGGCACAACGAGCAAUGCCACUGUCCCGCCGCCGAAUUUCCCGUCCUAGUGCCACGCCCUGUUGCGAGGGCCUGGGUUUUAGCUUGGUAGUGUGGCCCUCUGACUGRCAGUGGCUGCCGCUGUCAUCUGAUAGGGAGGAAAAGGACGAGGACGKGUGCAGCUGUAGGGUGGAAUGAAAUAUCAACGAACGGCGAUCCGAAAUAUUCAGUGGCGAGAGUGACAGUGCGCCUGUUGGACUCGAGUCCCGCGUUUCAUCGGGUGUGCCGUUCGCUUCGGCUUCCCGCUCUUKCUUCAAUCUUUGGAGUGUUAUUGCUGCUUCUUGCAUCCGGAGAAGCGACUUGCGCACGAUUGAUGUGGUAGAAAAGAYGUCUAUUUCUUCGUUGGAGAAUGCCGAGGACUUUGCUUUCAAUCUCUUGUUGUAGUUGCGGUUGUAGUCGAUCGUAUUGAUGUGGUUGCCAGUGAAUCUCGGAGCCGGGAACAUGGGGAUAUCCUUGUUGUCUAGAUCGAGAAUAAGUCGCUUGGAAAACGGUCUCUUGCAAGAACUGCCGUCGCCGUCAUUGGUGGCGUCGGCGAGAAAUCCACCGCCAAUGGGACGCGCUGGCAUGUAUUSGUAAGGAUUUUGGGACUCGUUCUCGUAACUUGGGGGCGUUGUGUAUCCUUCGAGAGGUAUCGUGAAAGCCGUCGUCACGAAUUCGGAAGAUUGAUCGGUCAYCAUGUUGAAUGCAGUAGAUUGUACUAUUGUGUGGGUAUGACAGGUGUUGCCAAGAAAAUGCCUUGCGAUGCUUUCUUUUUCGGUUUUGCAAAAUACUGUAAUGAGAAAUUCAUUCGUAUUUGCAUUUUCAAUGUGACAUGAGAACAGUACAGUAUUUGAGCGUGAACUUUGAAAAUUAAUUAUCGUUCUUCACACGGCAAGAGUACGAGUACUUUACGUACCUAACAACCGAUCAUUGUUUUCGUCGCUUGAAGCGACGAAAUACCACUACUACGAUUGAAGAAACACUUCACCGAACAGAACGUUCCAGAUACUGAUAAAAAGUUGCAUACGAUUCAUAAGUGAGUUUUAGUCGCAACACCAAUAUUGAUAGUUUUUGUUUUUUCGGUUUCAUAAUUCCUUCUACGUAGUCGUGAAUUGUUACUCCUAUUCCAACUUGAAGUUUAUCCCCAAUUGAGAUGACUGGCAUAAAUAUUGUUGAAAUUUUUGUGUCAAUUGAAUGAAUCAAGUAGRUAAUGAUUCUUUACUUUACCGCACCUCAUGGUUUUGCGAAUGCCUAAGAAUCCCAAAGAUCCUCAAUUCAAAUCGGAAACAGACUUCUUAGGAACAUUGAAAAUAGACAUGCUCUUUUCAUUUGAGUUCGCAUCUCGCGGGGUUGGGAACACUUCGCAACGAAUCAUGGAUGACCGCCGAGAUUCAAAUGCAUGUAUACUGUUUCAAAAUCGGUUGAGUCCAAUGAGAUGAAUYAUUCUUGCAAGCGAGUUCUUGUAAAACCCACUCAGGUACGGGAGCAAAACAUUUCUUGGCGACGCCAAUACCAGUACUAUUAACUGUUGGUCAAGCACCCGUUUCAYAAAGGCGGAUACUCGAUGUUCUAGUAAGCGAAAAAAAAGUCUCCUGCAGGGUGACAUAAUGGAAGGGGCGUAUGGUACAGUAGUACGAGUAGUUCUUUUCCUCGUUUCGAUAUUACAAUUAUCGGCUGUAACAACAAUCUAACCGGUCUAGUACUUCUUGUACUAGUACUACCAGCACUAAAAGGGUUUUAACAGA